Molecule: messenger RNA, 651 nt
Organism: Zingiber officinale
Lineage: Eukaryota; Viridiplantae; Streptophyta; Magnoliopsida; Zingiberales; Zingiberaceae
Product: LIM domain-containing protein WLIM2b-like
Exons: 4
Coding region: 1-651 (216 amino acids)
Biological process (GO): actin filament bundle assembly
Cellular component (GO): plasma membrane; actin cytoskeleton
Molecular function (GO): actin filament binding
Source: RefSeq, a predicted model, not a curated record
AUGUCGUUCAGUGGAACCCAGGACAAGUGCAAGGCCUGCGAGAAGACUGUCCAUUUCAUUGAGCUAGUGCGCGCCGACGGCGUCCCUUUCCACAAGACCUGCUUCAGAUGCAGCCACUGCAAAGGAACUCUUUCUAUCAGCAAUUACUCUUCCGUGGAUGGCAUCCUCUACUGCAAACCUCACUUCGAGCAGAUCUUCAAGGUUACUGGAAGUUACAGCAGCAAGAAUCUACUGGCUUCCAAGUCUGCGGGAGAGAAGGAACUGACGAGGGUUCCGAGCAAGGUGUCUUCCAUGUUCUCUGGAACUCAAGAAAGAUGUGCCAGCUGCAACAAAACGGCGUACCCCCUUGAGAAGGUUACGGUGGAGGGGGAGAUAUACCACAAGACGUGCUUCAAGUGCUUCAAAGGCGGGUGCACGCUGACGGCGUCGUCGUACGCGGCGCUCGACGGCGUGCUCUACUGCAAGCACCACUUCUCGCAGCUGUUCAAGGAGACGGGGAGCUACAGCCAGCUCACCAAGAACGCCUCCAUGAAGCGCAGUGCCAGUUCCAGGAGGUCGUCGGAGGACUCGUCGGCCCUCGAGGAGGCGGCGGCGGCGGCAGUGGCGGCCGAAGCGGGAGCAGCAGCAGCAGCGGCAGCGGAGGCACCGUAG